Messenger RNA from Rhodofomes roseus, 1236 nucleotides. RefSeq lists its product as uncharacterized. Gene Ontology annotation, molecular function: DNA binding. Gene Ontology annotation, cellular component: nuclear membrane complex Bqt3-Bqt4. Gene Ontology annotation, biological process: mitotic telomere tethering at nuclear periphery; meiotic attachment of telomere to nuclear envelope. The coding region runs from base 1 to 1236 and encodes 411 amino acids. The transcript has 5 exons. The record is from RefSeq and is a predicted model, not a curated record. NCBI's taxonomy places the organism in Eukaryota, Fungi, Basidiomycota, Agaricomycetes, Polyporales, Fomitopsidaceae.
AUGAAGCACUCCGGCGCCGUUCAGCGACCUCCGCUGCCACUCCAGCAUGCAAACCCCCAUCUUAACCAGAUGGAUCCUUCUAAACCUCCGCCCGUGAAGUUCCAGGAGAUCGUUCGCGAUGGACUGGCGACGAUCGUUGGUCGCCUGAAGAUCCAGACGCCCUCCGGACACGCGUUCAUCCUCCGCCGCCUCGAUACAGGCGCGGUCAGCCUCACCACCAUGUUCCGCGCCGCCUUCCCCAACGCGAGCGACGAUAGCGAGAAGCUCGAGGCCAACUGGGUCCGUGCCUCCUUCGACCUCAGCGGCACGAACAAGGGUGGCCGCUCGCGCUUCGCCGGGACGUGGGUCACGCCCGACAUCGCCGUCCAGCUCGCGGAAGACUACAACCUCAGCGGUGUCAUCCCCGUCCUUGCCAGGGCCGAGCCGGACCCGACCGUCGUCUACCGCCGCUCCACGCGCGCACAGCAGCCCACGCCCGAGCAGUCUCCCGCCGCAGGCAAGGAGCCCGGCCCUGCACCCGCGAAGAAGCGCAGAGAGGCCUCGCCGGCGACGCCUGCGUCUAAACACACACCCGCGUCCGUGCCCACCCCCGUCGCCGCGCCAGCUGCGGUUGCGCCCACUGUACCUACGCCACCUCCGUCAACCACCCGGCAAACUGAGACACCGUCCAGGCGGUCGACCCGGCAUAAGAGCCCUGCUCCGCCUCCCUCCGCGCCCCUGCCGACUCGGACGCCGCGGAGCGCACGCAGCACCCGCAAGACCACUGCGACGCCUGCGGCCAUCAAGGAGGAGUUGUCCUACGAAGUCACCGAGACGAUAGUCGACCCCGUCGCGCAGAAGCUCGCAGACGAAGUGAUGGAGGAGGACAUCCGCGAGCAGAAGGCGCUCAUCGCGCGCCUCAAGGCGGGCCGCGAGGAGCAGCGUGUGCGGCGCGCCGCCGAGCCGGAGGAGGAAGAUGAAGAAGAGUCAGAGCCCGAGUCUGGCGCGGAGCAACAGGAGGUGUCGCCUGCCAAGCCCGCGAGCAAGCGGCCGCGCGACGACGGGGAGCUCAAGUUUGACUUCAAGGAGCCCUCGGGCGAAGUUGGCGAACGUGCCAUUGCGACGAACCGCAGGGUCUCCAUGCUCGCGAACAUCCCUCCGGAACGCAAGUCCCUUGCUUGGGGCGCCCUCGCGUUCGCCGUGGGGUGGGGAGCUAUCAAUUUUCUGCCCACGGUGCAGAACUAUCUAUCGAUAUAG